This is a messenger RNA of Dermacentor andersoni, 1158 nucleotides long. RefSeq names its product A disintegrin and metalloproteinase with thrombospondin motifs 13-like. The record is from RefSeq and is a predicted model, not a curated record. Lineage: Eukaryota; Metazoa; Arthropoda; Arachnida; Ixodida; Ixodidae. Gene Ontology annotation, molecular function: metalloendopeptidase activity. Gene Ontology annotation, biological process: proteolysis.
ACUCAGAACAUACCAAAUGUAGGCAUGUUAGGCGCUAGCUUUAUGACCUAUAUGGCUUCAAUUCAGCGUUCUUCGCUCGUGUUGCGUCUUUUCCUGGCGUUUUAUAUUACCGCAUCGAGGACAGGGGCCGCUUCCAGCGAACACAGUGGAUGGAAGAUUUCCAUAGUUAUUUUUGAGGACUCGAACCAGCAGCAUCCCAACAAUACCGUCAAAUCAAAAGAAGCGUACUACGAGGAGAUGUUCAAUUCCGUGUCAAGACGCCUCGAUCUGCUUUCUAACGGGCGGUUCGAAUUUGUGAGACGUGAAUAUCAUCCGUUAUCCGUGGAACAAAGCCAAGUUCUGUUUCUAAAAUCUGGGAACUCGGCGAAUAUCAAAGAUAUCUUUCACCACUGGAAUACGCAGCUGGCUAAGGAGCUUGAAAGCCAUACACAUGGAAAAGACCUUAUUAUUUUAAUAACGAAACGCACCAUCAGGGAUCCUAACGGCGACAGACGCACUGGCUCUGCUGUCAAAGGAAGUAUGUGCACGCCGCAUAAUUUUAUCCUGCUGAAAGACGACGGAAGCUUUUCAGCCGUGAACAACAUUGCAAAACUAAUUGUUCAUUCGUUUGGCGUUGAUAUGGACGGAGCUGGCACUGCUCGCUGCUGCCGGAGAGGUGAUGGAUUUCUAAUGGGGACUGAACCUCGUCUGCCACUGGCUUUCUCGGAAUGCACACUUCACCUUCUUCCAGCGGCAUUAAGGAAGCUUACAUGUUUGGAAAAAAAUUCUUCCUCAAGAAAAGCGAAGGAUCUUCCGUUGCCGCCACCUAUUUCAAGAGCGUCGUACUGUGCCGCGUUGAGCUCUGUACACUGUGAUGCAUUGGAAAUGGGCAGCCUAGCAUGCAUACCGGACGAGGAAAAACUUUGCUUUGUCUUUUGCUGUUCGGGAUUCCGAUCGCCAAAGAAGAUAGUCGCACCCGACGGCCUUCAUUGUGGUAAAGAUUCCACAGGUAUUGUGGACAGGAGGUGUAUCAACGGAAUGUGCGAGAAAAUCAACUAGCCUGCGAAUACUACGCGGAAUGGAGGAAGCGUCGCAUUCCUUUGCGCGAAUACAUGCACAAUUUUACAAUCAAUAAAGCGCUGCUUCAAGCUUCUAAGCAUGAAGCUUUAUGAAGCGACA